UUGAACUUUUCAAAACUCGCGCCAGAACGCCAACACGGCCGCGCAAAUCCAAGAUAAUCCAAAGCCAAAUCCGAUCGAAAAGCGCAAAAAUGACGGGCAUCCCGGAUAAAUCAUGGCAGCCUCCGUAUGUCACUCUAGAAACAACCAUGGGCGACAUAACCAUAGAGCUUUACUGGAAGCACGCCCCAAACACGUGCCGGAACUUCGCCGAACUGGCUCGCCGCGGGUACUACAACAACGUCAAGUUCCACAGGAUCAUACCGGACUUCAUGAUUCAAGGCGGUGACCCCACGGCUACAGGUAGAGGCGGUGCGUCCAUCUAUGGCAAGACGUUUGACGACGAGAUACAUCCGGACUUGAAGCACACAGGAGCCGGAGUGCUGUCGAUGGCCAAUUCCGGUCCAGACACAAACGGCAGCCAGUUCUUCAUAACCCUGAGCCCGACGCAGUGGCUGGACGGCAAGCACGCAGUCUUCGGUCGAGUGCACUCGGGCAUGACUGUGGUUCAUCGCAUGGGACGGGUCCCCACCGACAACAACGACCACCCGCUCGAAGACGUCAAGAUUGUGCGCGCUUAUGUGCGGACAAAGUAACUUUGUCUCUGUAGUGACUUUCCUGUGACUGUUAUCACAACUCCCCAUCACCAACUGGCUUUGUUUGAAGUCAGGCAGUUCUGCGCUUUCUUUUCACUUUU
Molecule: messenger RNA, 694 nt
Organism: Rhipicephalus sanguineus (brown dog tick)
Lineage: Eukaryota; Metazoa; Arthropoda; Arachnida; Ixodida; Ixodidae
Gene: Cypl
Product: peptidyl-prolyl cis-trans isomerase-like 1
Exons: 4
Coding region: 90-593 (167 amino acids)
Biological process (GO): protein folding; protein peptidyl-prolyl isomerization
Cellular component (GO): catalytic step 2 spliceosome
Molecular function (GO): peptidyl-prolyl cis-trans isomerase activity
Source: RefSeq, a predicted model, not a curated record